GCAACACUUAAUGAAGUACACACAUUAGUAAGAUGUCCAUCCUACUGAGAAAUGAACUGUGAAAAAGUUUAAGCAAACAUGUUCCAGCUGUUCCUACAAAGGAUUGCACAAGUCACACAUUUUGUUUCCACAAAACUUUCCCCACAAUUUGCUGCUGCUCAGCAUGUACUCACAUGUACUUCACUUAGCUUCCUACAAUUAAAAUUUGCAAACAAAAAACCUUUCCAGUGCUAGCAGACUCAUAUGCUUUCCCAGAGAUUUGGAGCCACGUGUUUCAGGAAUGGCUGGGUACACCACACCAAUAUAAUAUAAAGCUCAACCAAGUGGUUGGUACUAAAAUGAUAUGGGUGGCUGUCAUUGGUGACUGGUUCAACCUCAUAUUUAAAUGGAUUUUAUUUGGCCAUCGGCCUUACUGGUGGGUGCAAGAAACAAUGAUUUAUCCUAAUCAGUCAAGCCCAUGCCUUGAACAGUUUCCUAUAACAUGUGAAACUGGACCAGGAAGCCCAUCUGGACAUGCCAUGGGAUCAUCCUGCGUUUGGUACAUAAUGGUCACAGCAGCACUUAGCUACACAGUUAGAUGGAAAGAUAAAUCAGCUGUUACCCUUCACAGACUAACAUGGUCAUUCCUCUGGAGUAUUUUUUGGAUUAUCCAGAUCAGUGUGUGCAUCUCAAGAGUAUUCAUAGCAACACAUUUCCCUCAUCAAGUUGUUCUUGGAGUAUUUGCCGGCAUUCUUGUGGCAGAAGCAUUUGAGCAUACCCCUGCUAUUCAGACAGCAAGCUUGAGAAUGUACAUCAAGACAAACUUGUUUCUUUUCCUCUUUGCCCUUGGCUUUUAUCUGUCCCUCAAGCUUCUUGAUAUUGACUUGCUAUGGUCCGUUCCAAAGGCCAAGAAGUGGUGUGCCAACCCAGACUGGAUAAACAUUGACACAACUCCAUUUGCUGGACUGGUGAGGAAUUUAGGUGCACUCUUUGGUUUAGGUCUUGGAAUUAAUUCUGAAAUGUUCAUCACGAGCUGCAAGGGUAAAAAUAGCUGCAAGAUAAGUUUCCGCAUAUUGUGUAUAGCUGCUUCUUUAGCUACUCUGCAGCUGUAUAAUUUUGUUAAGAUACCUACUCAUACUGAGUAUUUGUUCUACAUUCUCUCUUUCUGUAAGAGCGCAGCUAUGCCUCUGACUGUAGUUGCCUUGGUUCCAUACUGUGUCCACUCAUUAAUGAGGACAACUGAAAAGAAACUUAAUUAGGUAAAGUUUCAAAAUGGUUAGCAAUGUGGGGAUGGAUGUGAACUGUUUGAGAACCCUCUGCAAAGGCAGUUUUGCUAAUUCAUUUAAACCAAGGGGAUGCCACUGCAUCUAUGAUGUGUUCCUGGUAAGUAACCAGUACAUCCAAAAUCAGUACAUUCAAGCACUUGAGAAAUAUUAGUGGCUGAUUUUAUUCCUAGAAAUAUUGCAAGCGCACUGCAGUAUGGUUAGAAAUGGCCCAAUACUCUGGGUCAUAAUGAAGUUUUAAAGUACAACCAACCAUCUUUAUUUAGCUAUAUGGUGGUCUUCUAGUUCUGUCCAUCUCUAGCUAGAUAAUGCUUCAAGCAUCAGCUGUACAUAGUGAUACUCAAUGUUUCAUUUUUUAUAAAUAGAUACUGUGUGUUAUACUGCUACAUAAUGGUGUGACAGUAUCGCACCACCUACUGUAUGGCUGUACCCAGGCACUGUGAAAAAGGCCAGCAUAGUUAUAAACAAGGCUUUAGAUUUAAUUUAUUGAGCUUCCUGAGCAAACCAGCUUCUGAUUAAGUCAGAUGAGGAAAAAAAA
Molecule: messenger RNA, 1800 nt
Organism: Camarhynchus parvulus
Lineage: Eukaryota; Metazoa; Chordata; Aves; Passeriformes; Thraupidae
Gene: G6PC2
Product: glucose-6-phosphatase catalytic subunit 2
Exons: 6
Coding region: 339-1238 (299 amino acids)
Biological process (GO): glucose 6-phosphate metabolic process; gluconeogenesis
Cellular component (GO): membrane
Molecular function (GO): glucose-6-phosphatase activity
Source: RefSeq, a predicted model, not a curated record